Molecule: messenger RNA, 1314 nt
Organism: Venustampulla echinocandica
Lineage: Eukaryota; Fungi; Ascomycota; Leotiomycetes; Helotiales; Pleuroascaceae
Exons: 3
Coding region: 1-1314 (437 amino acids)
Molecular function (GO): monooxygenase activity; heme binding; oxidoreductase activity, acting on paired donors, with incorporation or reduction of molecular oxygen
Source: RefSeq, a predicted model, not a curated record
AUGGAUUACACCGCCGAGGGUAAACCAGGCGGUCGACGGGUCGUUUUUACGGCCGACCCUGAGAACAUCAAAGCCAUCCUGGCCACCCAAUUCGUUGACUAUGGCAAAGGCAAGCCCUUCCACGAUGAGUGGAAAGACUUCCUGGGUGAUUCGAUCUUCACCACGGAUCUAGAUCAAUGGCAUGAUUCUCGACAGCUGAUUCGACCGCAAUUUAUCAAGGAUCGCGUCAGUGAUCUGGCGGUGUUUGAAGAGCAUGUGCAGAAACUUAUCAGCGAGAUGGUCAAGGCUGGGCGGACACUCGAUGGCAGGCAGGGACAGCCGUUCGAUGUAAGCGAUUUGUUCUUCCGAUAUACACUGGAUGCUGCAACGCACUUUCUGCUGGGGAACAGCGUGAACAGUCUCGACAACCCAGAGGAGCAAUUUGCGGAGGCUUUCUCGGAAGUGCAGCGGGUGCAGAGUAUUAUUACUCGAGCUGGACCCUUCAACCCUCUCAUCCCUAGAAAGACCUUUUUCAAAAAGCUCAAGGUCCUCAAUGAGUUCCUCACCCCAUUUAUCGACCAAACACUGCUUCUCUCACCCGAAGAGCUCGCCUCGAAGACUAAGUCCGAUGAAGGGUACAACUUCCUCCACGCUCUUGCAGGUUUCACCCGCGACCGCAAGGUUCUCCGUGAUCAACUCAUUGCAGUCCUCCUAGCCGGCCGAGAUACCACCGCUUCCACCCUAUCAUGGACAUUCUACGAGCUGGCUCGGAACCCUGAAGUUGUCAAGAAGCUACGAAAGGAGAUCAUCGAUUGUGUUGGUCUAACCAAGGCACCAACUUACAAUGACCUAAAGAGCAUGAAAUAUCUCCAAAACACCAUGAACGAAACCCUCCGCCUCUACCCCUCCGUCCCAUUCAACGUCCGCCUCGCCCUAAAAGACACCACCCUUCCCCGAGGCGGCGGCCCCGACGGCCUCUCCCCUAUCGGCAUCCUCAAAGACACACCCAUCGGCUACUCCACCCUCCUCAUGCAACGCCGACCCGACCUAACCCCCGAUGUUGAGACCUUCUCGCCCGAUCGCUGGGAGACCUGGCAACCCAAACCAUGGCACUACAUCCCCUUCAACGGCGGGCCCAGAAUCUGCAUCGGCCAGCAGUUCGCACUAACCGAGAUGGGGUAUACCAUCGUGAGACUACUCCAGAGGUUCGAAAGGGUAGAGAAUCACAUGGGCGCAGUAGAUAACGGCGAUCCUUGUCUAAAGGCCGAGAUUGUCCUACAGCCUGGCCAAGGUGUAACUGUUGGUUUCUUUGAGCCGGAGGGGGGCGCUAAGUAA